Durotheca rogersii is the source of this 2270-nucleotide messenger RNA. Its product is annotated as FAD/NAD(P)-binding domain-containing protein. Gene Ontology annotation, cellular component: mitochondrial outer membrane. Gene Ontology annotation, molecular function: FAD binding; NAD(P)H oxidase H2O2-forming activity; kynurenine 3-monooxygenase activity. The record is from RefSeq and is a predicted model, not a curated record. The coding region runs from base 347 to 1840 and encodes 497 amino acids. Gene Ontology annotation, biological process: L-tryptophan catabolic process; quinolinate biosynthetic process; NAD+ metabolic process. NCBI's taxonomy places the organism in Eukaryota, Fungi, Ascomycota, Sordariomycetes, Xylariales, Xylariaceae. The transcript has 4 exons.
GUAGGUACCUACCUGAUGUGCCUACAGGUACCCACCGAAUGCAGACCUGCAUCUGUGGCGUAUUCUCCAACUUCGGUUUAGUUCAUAUAACCCUUAACAGGCCAUCCUUUCGCCAUCUUCGAUAGUGAUAUUUCAUUAGCAGAAGCGGACCAGAUUGGGGUCUGCCGCUUAGUUUCGGGCUUACCAGGCAUUCGGUAUGAUAAUCUGACCAUCUCGACUUUGUCAUCCACCGAAAAGCGGCGCUCCGACGGACGGAUAUCUGGGUCGGCUGCGAGGGAGAUGGAAGCAAAGUCAUCCAAAGACCAAGAGCGGUAUCAGCUUCUCCCCAGCGUCGGAUGAAUCAGCCAUGGCGAAUCAGAGGUAUGUGGUAGUCGGCGCCGGUCCCGUAGGGUCUCUGGCUGCGCUCUAUGCGGCCAAGAGGGGCCACGAUGUCGAGAUCUACGAGCUUCGAAGUGAUCUUCGAGAUCCCUCAACGACGCCGCUGAACUUCACCAAGUCUAUCAACCUCGCCCUGUCCGAGAGGGGCAUCAAUGCUAUGCGGCAUGCGGACCAAGGACUCCUCGACCGCGUCUUGGCCGCGACCAUCCCCAUGCGAGGCAGGAUGAUCCACGGCAGGCGCCCGUCAGGCGAGCUGUAUGAGGAGCCUCAGGAUUACGAUAUUCACGGAAGGACGAUUUUCGCCGCUGACAGGGCCGACCUCAACAAGCAGCUGCUGGACACUCUCGAGGCGAUGCCGAACGUCAAGUUCUUCUUCAACCACAAGCUCACCGGGGCCGACUUCAAGCAGCGCCGAGCCUGGUUCGAGGUCCAACACCCAGACUCUUCUGACCCGACAGAGGAGGUCGAAGCCACAUUCGAUUUCAUGAUAGGCGCCGACGGGGCUCAUUCCGCCGUACGAUACCACCUCAUGAAGUACACGAGGAUGAACUAUCAGCAAGAGUACAUCGACACGCUGUGGUGCGAAUUUCAGAUCGAGCCACAUGAUGGGAGCGACCAGAAAUCCAAGUUCCGAAUAUCUCCCAACCACCUUCAUAUUUGGCCGGGCAAGCAGUUUAUGUUCAUCGCCAUCCCCAGUCAGGACGGCUCUUUCACCUGCACCCUGUUUCUGCCGGGCGCCGAGGUCUCGAGGUUGGAGGCAGACUCAUCCAAGGUGCCGGCGUUUUUCGACCAGCAUUUCCCCGGCGUGACAUCGCUCAUCGAGCCAGACGAGCUCGUCUCUUCGUUCGAGUCGAAUCCGCACCUGCCCCUGAUUAGCAUCAAGUGCCAGCCGUACCACUUCUCGCACUCUGCCGUCAUCGUGGGGGACGCAGCACACGCGAUGGUCCCUUUCUACGGGCAGGGCAUGAACGCCGGGUUCGAGGACGUGCGCAUACUCUUCUCGAUCCUGGACAAGCACGCGGCCGGCGAGAGCAACCGGCCGGACGGCGCCGAGCACUCGGCGGACGUGGCCUUCCGGCGGAGCUCCGCGCUCGCCGAGUACUCGGCGCUCCGCACCGUCGACGCCCACGCCAUCAACGACCUCGCGCUGCAGAACUACGUCGAGAUGCGCGCCUCCGUCCUGAGCCCGGCGUACCGCCUGCGCAAGUUCCUCGAGGAGUUCCUCUCCGUCCACGUGCCGCGCCUCGGCUGGCAGACCAAGUACUCGCGCGUGAGCUUCGGCAACGAGCGGUAUUCUGAAGUCGUCGCCAAGAGCGACCACCAGGGAAGAGUCCUGGUUCGCGGCUUCGUCGCGGCGCUGUGCGGCCCCGUGCUCGCGGGCGUUCUGGGCCUGUACUGGACCCGACGCCGGGCUUGGGGCGGCAUACCUCUCUUCAACGCCGUUCGGAAACUAGCGAAGUGAGCCCACGCGGCGUUGGUAAGAGGGAAGAUAGGCAGAGCGGCCGUGAAUUAGGCUCUGGAACUGGGCUUUGAUGUGCUUGGGAGCAGAUAACCAUAGUUGGUGGCUCAUGCCAUCCGCAGUGCUGCUUCUGGUCCACUGCUAUGCGUGCUCUCCCAUUUCCUCGUAAGGCGGGGGGACGGCAUACGUUCGUUCGGCCGGCGUCACGACUCCUAGGGGUAAAUGGAACACGGGAACUGGAAAACAGGGGCGGGUAAGGAACUUUGGGAGGUGCAGAACUGGGCGUAAUCCUCCGCCUGUCGUCGGGAGUGCAUAUGUGUACCUACUCGUUUCACAGCAUGAUGUAAGAAUGGCGGGUGAUACCCUGCUCCUAUUCGUUGCAAGUGAGAAACGAGGCUCCGGUAGCCUCUAUGAACCGCGCAAAUAGUGAUGA